AAAAAAUAAUCAAACCGAGAUUAAAUCAUAUGACAAUAGUCAAGUAUAAAAUGCACUGUCAGUAAUGAAGAGCGUGCGCCGCGUCUAACAUUAAGAGAAUUUUUUUCGUUUUUGUAAAAAAAAGCCGGUUUUUGUAUUUAAAGGGAAGAAAAAUGCGUUCUGUAUUAAUAACGGGCGGAAAUCGAGGAAUUGGUCUUGGUCUCGUCAAAAAAUUUGUUCAAGGAACAAAAUUCCAACCGGAAUUUAUCUUCGCUACCUGUCGGGACAUUAGUAAAGCGACUGAACUCAAAAGUCUUGCUGACUCGAAUCCGAAUUUGCACAUAAUUACUAUUGAUUUGAAAAAUGUGAACGAUUAUAAAAAAGUAUUUGAGGCUGUUAAUGAAGUAGUUGGUGAAGCUGGACUUAAUCUUCUCAUUAAUAAUGCGGGAGUUUCAACAAAAUUCACUCGACUUGGAUUGGUGAAAGAAGAACAGCUUAAAGAUAAUUUUGCUAUUAAUACAAUUGCGCCUAUUAUGCUAACACAGAAUCUUUUGCCUCUUUUGAAAAAAGGAGCGAAAAGCCAAGAAGAUAAACCAAUGAGUGUUUCGCGGGCUGCAAUUGUGAAUAUUUCUUCAGUUCUUGGAAGCAUAUCUCAAAACGAUUCGGGAGGAUAUUAUCCUUAUAGAUGCAGCAAGAGUGCAUUGAAUGCGGCAACAAAAUCAAUGAGCGUUGAUUUAAAAGAAAAUGCAAUUUUGUCAAUUAGUAUGCAUCCAGGUUGGGUGAAAACUGAAAUGGGUGGAAUGCAAGCACCAUUGGAAGUUGAUAAAAGUGUUGAUGAUAUUUUAAAUACUUUGCAUAAUUUAAAAGCCGAAGAUACUGGUACUUUCUUACAACACGACGGUAAAAGUUUACCUUGGUAAAAAAGAUUAUUCUUUUUUGCCCAAUAUUUUCCUCUUUUUGAAAUAUUUACUUUUUUUUAUAUAUUAUUUUCGAUAAUUUGCCCUUCACGUUCUCUGCAAUUUAUUUUUCUUUUUAUGAUUUUAAUAAUGCCGUUAGCAUUGAAUCUUUGAAAACCAAUAGAAAGUGUUUACACUGUAAAUUGAGAUCUUGAAUAUUACAUCAAAAUAAAAGUAGAACAGCAA
This is a messenger RNA of Leptopilina heterotoma, 1121 nucleotides long. It is a transcript of the gene sni, whose product is annotated as C-factor. Bases 153 to 899 code for a protein of 248 amino acids. NCBI's taxonomy places the organism in Eukaryota, Metazoa, Arthropoda, Insecta, Hymenoptera, Figitidae. The transcript has 5 exons. The record is from RefSeq and is a predicted model, not a curated record.